CUGAGAACCGGGACCACUGGAAGAUGCCUGUGCAGUUUGAAGCCUUUUGCUCAGGUGGCCUGGUCCCAGGCUGGAGUCUGAUGGUCCAGGGUCAGACCAACUCCAAAGAUGAUGAGUUUGAAAUAAACUUCCUCUCUGAGUCAGGUGACAUCGCUUUCCACUUCAAACCCCGGUUCUCCAAUGCCACCUUGGUCUGCAACUCCUUCCAGACCAGUCAUUGGGGUGAAGAGGAAGUUUUCAAUGUCUUCCCUCUGGAACUAAAAGAACCCUUUGAGAUUGAAAUCUUUUCAGAUUCAGAAUAUUUCCAUGUCUUCAUCCAAGAGAACAAGGUGGCACAGUACGAGCACCGACACAAACCAUUGGCCUCCAUCAACAAGGUGCAAGUGUUGAACGACCUCAGAUUCCCCCUGGUGGAGCUUUCCAAGAAGCGCCUUUAUAGAAGCGCCCUGUAAAUGAGAAACAUCAUCGCCUCAAUCAAUAAGCUAGAUCAUAGAUUUAGAAAUGGAGGGGAACCUCAGAGACCAAAAAGUCCAACUCCCUUCACCUCAUAGAUGUGGAAACCGAAGUUUAGAGAAUUUAAACAAUUUUCCCAAUGUGACAAUUAAAAAUUUCAAGAGACUGGGUACUGGGUAAGAAAAUCAAUUUAUUGAUCAGGCUAGCAACAACCAAUAAAUCAAUUGGUCAGUGAUCUGCCAAUGAUCAAAGACAAAGACAUUCAUCAUCUUGAGUCAUUAAAUACAAAUUUGGAAACUCAUUAUUCAACUCUUCCCUAGACAGCUCUAAUUAGUGAACAUCUAAUGAGAAAGGCUGGUUUUUUACAGUCCCUUCCUGAUUCCUUCAUGUGGAGGCGGGGGCGGGGAGGGGAGGAAUCAUGUUUGGUCAUAAGAUUGAGUUGGGUGUGUUGUGGUUAUUGGUCUUCAUAGCUCAUUUCAAAGGGGGACCCCAGGACACUGCCCUGCUGCCCUCCAGACAUAUGCUUGGUUUAAGCUAAUUCUUGUUUGCCAAACAAGAAGGGGGUCACAAUCUCAACUUUAAUCACUCCAGUUUAGAAGAUGCUCUGGUGCAGGGAAUAUAAGAGACUGUCAGGACAAAGGAAUGAAGAAAGAGGCUUGAAACAUGGACCAAGCCUCAGGUUGAGAUAAUGAUUAUUUCAAAAUAAAAAAAAGAUACAAUAUUAGAAAUAAAUCUUGUCACCGAAGUCACAUAGGUAGCAAAGCUGAGAUUUGAAACAGCAUUAUUUCCACUGGACCAUUCUACCCCCGUAUAUCAAGAGUGGGCUUUGCACUUGUAUCCUCUGACUCCAGAGUCAGUUCUCUCUCCACUACAUAAACCCCAACCUUUUUACACAGGGAGCCAGUUUACUGUCCUUCAGACCAUUGGAGGGCCAGAUUAUAAAAACAAAACAAAACUGUGAACAAAUUUGUAUACUGCUUCUGGGAUAGUGAAGGCUGCAGCGCUGGCUGUGAUGGGCACCUUGCACAGGCCCAUCACUGCCACCACUAUCCUGGGCAACAGUAUACACAGUGCUCCUCCCCCAGAUCACCGCUCACCAUGCUGACAUCUUCCAUUGUGCAGUCACAUAAUCCUUUUCGUGGCUCCUCAUUUUCAUGCAGUUACUCUCAGAAGAAGGCACCAGGCAAAGGAUUAUGAAACUGGAAGUAGUACUGUAUGUGAGUGAUACCACACUUUGCAGCACUGCCACAUACAGUGCUCCUCUCACUGACCACCAAUGAAAGAGGAGCCCCUUCCAGAAGUGCGGUGGGGGCCAGAUACAUGGCCUCAGGGGGCUGUAGUUUGGGGACUUAUGCCAUAAAUUAUCAGAUCUGAUAGAAUGUAUCCAGGUCCUCCUGCCCCUCCCAUCCAGAGCAAGAAGGGCAUCAGAACCAUCCUGGAUCACUUGUGCCAUUAAGUCACACUAGCAUUAUGUCACACUAGCAGCACCACCAGCUCAAAUAGCCCAAUCAUCACAAUCCCAGACCUUUGUGGGGGAAUGGGGAGAAUAAACAUCCAUUAUGACACUGUGCUAAGUGCUUUACAGAUCUAACAAUAAUAAUAGCUAACAUUUAUAUAGUAUAUUUGCAGCUAACAUUUAUAUAGUGUAAACCUCAAAUUUCCUUAGACUUAUAAAUGUUGGAAAUUUCACCAUUGGGAUAUUUCAUACUUGGAAAAUUUCUUACUGAUAGUCUAUUGGAAUGGGAACCCCAUUGGCAUGGGAGGUUCCUUCUCUUCCCUUCUUAAGAUUACUUUAGGACAGAAACCCUUUGCUGAACAAUGGAAAGGACUUUGACCUAUGCUUAAGCAUAGAACAGGAAUUUCUUUGAGUCAUGAUUGAUUUUAGAAUUGAUACAAUGGAGAUACUUGGAAUAAAUCUCCACCCUAUUCAGUCCUAAUAGGAUUGAGUAAGGGCUGCAGCCUAGAUCAAAAUUUAAUUAUUCCAAUCUCUACCCUACUCAGGUUAGCAGGAUUUAGAAAGGGCUGUAGCAAAGGAGUAAAGAUUUAAUCAUUUGAAAAUAUGACCUUCAACAGACAUGUGCAAAAGCCAGAAACCUCUGGGCGGUCCUGGGUUAAGCUAGAGCCUCCAUUGACAGGGAAAUUGAUGAACAGUGAUUGGUAGAUGUGAGGACUGAGGGGAGGCAACUUGGAGGGUUUCCUUAAAGAUAGGGGGUCUGAAGACUCGGGAAGGGAGUGGAGUCUUGGUCAGUGUGGUUCCUGUGGGCUCUGAGAGGCUUGCUCUGAAGGAAGCUGAAGGUGGGGGCCUCUGAGACUGUUUCUCCAUUUUGGACACGUGAGUAAUAGGGACUGAUCUCUUUUCUUUGCCCCAGCUAAUCCAUGGUACCACCUAGCUGAUUCUAGGCUUUAUGUAGCACUUUCCAAUUUACAAAGUAUUAUCAUGUAUCUCAUUGGAUUCUCACAAUAACCCUUUUGGCCCAGCCUAAACAGAAGGGGUAUUUAAGCCCUAUUCCCUUCUCUCCCUUUUUCUCUCUCUCUAUCUCUAAUUCCUUUCUUACUCCUAUUGUAAUUAAACUCCAAAAAAGGCUGACGGCUGACUUGAGUUUUUCAUUUAGGAAUUACAUAGCUGAUUCCUUGGCGACCUUAAUUUAAUAUAUAUCAGUCUUUUAAAGUGAU
Monodelphis domestica (gray short-tailed opossum) is the source of this 3126-nucleotide messenger RNA. It is a transcript of the gene GRIFIN, whose product is annotated as galectin-related inter-fiber protein. Gene Ontology annotation, molecular function: carbohydrate binding. The record is from RefSeq and is a predicted model, not a curated record. Lineage: Eukaryota; Metazoa; Chordata; Mammalia; Didelphimorphia; Didelphidae.